UAACCUUAUUUGUUUUAUCUCUGUUUGUUGGGGAUUUGUUUUGCCAUACGCACUCUUUUCCUUCAGUUAACCCCCAACUACUGCUAUUACUUCUUUCCUGUGCUUGCAUGUGACAGGGGAAGAUGGUGCGCAGUAGUCAGCCCACGUACAAAGAGAAUGCAUGGCGGCAGAAGGAGAACAUGCAUAUGAGCCUCGUCAAUGCGCUGGCCAGCCUGGAAGAAGCCAGCCGGCGGACCUUCAAUACGCGCAUGGAAGAGCUCAUCUUCCCGGAGAAGAUCUGGCUGAUCUGCGAGACCAAUCUGCUGUCGCGUUUCAUGACGUGGGGCGAUGAGAAGGGCAUGGUGAUGAUUAAUCUGGCAGAGUUUGAAGACGGACUCCUCGCCAAUUACGGCACCACGCAUCUGUUCAAGACAGGCAAGCUGGUGUCGUUCAUCCGCCAGUUUAAUCUGUAUGACUUCAAGAAAAAGCGCGAUCUGUUCCUGGAUCUGGAUGGGCAGGAAUUACGCUUUGGAUUGUACUACCAUCAGUAUCUGCGCUCGGGUGAUCAGCAGUUGUUGGCGCGAUGUGCCCGGAAAGUCGUCAAACGUCUACCCUUGAGCGGCAAUAGUGUUCGUGUGAUGAAAAAAGAUUCCGAGUCCGAUGAGGAGACUCAGGAGAGCAUUUCCAGUAGCAAGAUGUCCCGUCCAAAUCCGGCGUCAUCAAGCGAAUGUCAUUGCGUGGCCAACCGUCGCGCAAAAGGUACAGCCGACAGCAUUCCUCUCUUCAAUAAUAAGCACGCAGUGGCUCGAAAGAAUCGCGUCCGGACGGAACUGCAGCGCACCAGUCUGAUUCAGCGCUGGCUGGAGAUGCCGAAAGAAUGGUAUGACCUCCCGGAAUUACAGCGCCGCCGUGAUCCCACCGCGCGGUCACUGUUCGAAGUACAACUGGAAUCUGGAUCCGAUGGUGGUGGGCGAUCUGGCGGCACUGGCCAGCUACGGGAUGCGGGAGGACCACAGUGCGCCCAUGACCGAUGA
Paramacrobiotus metropolitanus is the source of this 1013-nucleotide messenger RNA. Its product is annotated as heat shock transcription factor, X-linked-like. The record is from RefSeq and is a predicted model, not a curated record. Lineage: Eukaryota; Metazoa; Tardigrada; Eutardigrada; Parachela; Macrobiotidae. Gene Ontology annotation, biological process: regulation of DNA-templated transcription. Gene Ontology annotation, molecular function: sequence-specific DNA binding; DNA-binding transcription factor activity.